This is a messenger RNA of Uranotaenia lowii, 1291 nucleotides long. Its product is annotated as CLIP domain-containing serine protease B4-like. The record is from RefSeq and is a predicted model, not a curated record. The transcript has 5 exons. Gene Ontology annotation, biological process: proteolysis. Lineage: Eukaryota; Metazoa; Arthropoda; Insecta; Diptera; Culicidae. Gene Ontology annotation, molecular function: serine-type endopeptidase activity. Bases 106 to 1197 code for a protein of 363 amino acids.
UUGUCUCUCAAUCAAUUCAGUUGUCUUCAAAGUAGAAUUUUGUCCGGUCGCUGUUUCGCGUCUUCGCGGUAGUGUUAAUUUUCGUCUCCUGAAGCUGUUCGAACUAUGAUACUUUUCAGGGGCAUGGUCAUUCUAGUGGCCUUGGCCCUAGUCGGUUUUCAAGUGCAAUUUUCUUCCGCAUUAGGACUGAACGAGCCAUGCGUCAACCCGAAGCAGCAGCCAGGAAGAUGCGUGUCCUUGGCGGAAUGUCCAUCGUUGGCAGCCAUUCUGAAGAAAAAUAGCACGGACGCGGCAAAUCGAACUUUCCUUCAGAAAAGUCAGUGUGGUGUUGGCUCGAAGGGAAAAAUUCUAGUAUGUUGUGCUGGAGCCGCACCAAUUCCGGCCAGCAACAUCCUUCCGGGAACCGAGGAGUGCGGCUUGGACUUGGCCGACCGAAUUGUCGGUGGGCAGGAAACGGGAAUCGGUGAGUUUCCUUGGUUGGCCCUGUUGCAGUACCGGAAGCUGGCAGACGGAACUACUGGAUAUCACUGCGGCGGAACGCUGAUCAAUGUGCGCUACGUCCUGACGGCUGCCCAUUGCUUUCUCCCGGAGCUAUUUGAAGUAACAACCGUUCGACUAGGUGAGCACGAUAUCGAUAACCACGGGCAGGACUGUAACAAGCUGGGUUGCGCCGAAGAUCCGGAGGAUUAUGGCGUCGAGAAAAUCAAAAUCCAUGAAAAAUAUCAGCCAAAUAGUAUCAACAAUCUGCAUGAUAUUGCUUUGAUCCGAGUCAAUCGGGACGUUGAGUACACCGAUUACAUCCAACCGAUAUGCCUGCCGGUAUCCAGUGCUGCCAAAAACCUUGGCUUGACUGGGAAAAAGCUGACGGCGGCCGGCUGGGGACGUACUGAAACAAACAACCCCAGUAGCGUAAAACUUAAAGUGAAACUGGAAGUGGAAAAUUCUGACGAUUGUUUCGCAAUUUACGCAACUCAGAACGUCAUUCUCAAGGACACUCAGCUCUGUGCCGGGGGUCUGGCCGGGAAAGAUACCUGCUCCGGAGAUUCCGGUGGGCCGUUGAUGCAGAAAACAGGAGUCAACUACUUCCAAUACGGCAUCGUUAGCUUUGGCCCGAACAAGUGUGGCCUGGCGGGAGUUCCGGGAGUCUACACCAACGUCCCGAAAUACAUCGAUUGGAUUCAGAAGAAUUUGGAAUAAAUCGCUUUGAGUGUUGUUGCUGAAGGGCUCGUUUGUAAACAAAAAAGGAAUAAUUUCAUAAGCGACAACAGAAUAUAAACAAUCUUGAAAAAUA